CCACGCACCUCCUCGCUGGCUACCACUACAAAAUGAUGUCCGGCCUUGACAUCGGUGCAGCAAUCCUCCAGCAUUAUCCCGAACAGAACUUUUUCGACGCGAACCCACCGUUGCCCAACCUUUCUCCUUUUUCUCUCGAAAUAUUCCACUCGAACGAUACCCCCGAGCUGCUGGCGGCGUGCAGGGACAUGGUCGCCAAGUCAGGCCUCAACCCUCUGUCACUAUCCUACGGGACCAAUCUUCUUGACGUAAGGGAGUAUCGGCUCUUCGAGACUCAUUAUCCCCUCGAGGACUAUCAAAAGCCGCCACCACUGCAGAUGACGAGUCUUCCUAAAGAGGCUGUCCUCAUGGAGCAGUUGAACAAACGUGGGAAUACGCUUAUGUUCACCGUGCGCCUCGGCGAGGAGAUCCGUCUGCUUAAGAUUUUUACAGAUCGGGACACGAUCGACUGGCCGAAUUGGCAGCCUCCGUACGAUCCAGAAGCCGAGUCAUGCGUAGAGUAUGAUCCGUUCGAGGGGGAGAAGGAGGCCUACGCGCACCUGCAGCAUUAUGGCACUUGCGAUAAAGGUGGUAUUGUGCCACGGUGCUACGGAUGGCUGCAGCUCGAUCGCGGGCGGAUGGAGGAGAUCCUUGCCCUUCCUAACAUCGCCCAUUCCGUUCACGGCGAGCUGCAGUGGCGCAAGGUCCCCCUCGAUGCGCUUCUCCUAGAGUACUUUCCCGGCGCGCGGCAGCUCACGCACGACGUUUUGACCGAGAAGCUCGCAGACAAGGCCAUGCGCGCGCUCUACGAGGUGCACCGUGCGUAUGUCGUGCAUGGCGACGUGCACCCCCGUAAUAUCCUUGUCCUGCCGGACAAGCGCGUCAUUCUCGUCGACUUCAAUCGCGCUCGAUGCCCCUCUGGCAUGAUUACCUGCAGGCGGCAGGAGCUGUUACGCGAACUGUCAGACGCGUGGGCUAUGUUCUACAGACGAAUGCUGCCUGAUAAACGUAUUGGUCUUGUGCCCUCCCCUCCUGAGGACCUCACGCCAACGGAUGAGCUGUAGUCUGAGAACCAUUGCAGCCGCCCGAUUUCCUUGGACCGCGACCACGACGGCUGUUUUCACACGUGUUACUGGUUUCGCUAGUCCGUCUAAUCGUCGCCUAUCUGCUAUGUGUAGCUCUAGAGUGAAAUC
This is a messenger RNA of Phanerochaete carnosa HHB-10118-sp, 1172 nucleotides long. RefSeq lists its product as uncharacterized. The coding region runs from base 33 to 1043 and encodes 336 amino acids. The record is from RefSeq and is a predicted model, not a curated record. Lineage: Eukaryota; Fungi; Basidiomycota; Agaricomycetes; Polyporales; Phanerochaetaceae. The transcript has 3 exons.